AUGACGCGCUUCACCCUGCGGCUGCCCGAGGCGUACAAGAGGGAAACGUUGCUCUUGUUGAAGCUGGCUGGCCCGGUGUUCAUUUCUCAGCUGAUGAGCUUCCUGAUCAGCUUCGUCAGCCUGGUGUUCUGCGGCCAUCUGGGAAAAACAGAGUUGGCCGGUGUGGCCUUAGCAAUAGCAGUAAUAAACGUCACAGGCAUUUCCAUCGGCAGCGGCCUGGCGUCAGCAUGUGACACGCUCAUAUCUCAGACGUACGGCGGCGGCAACCUGAAGCUGGUGGGCGUGAUCCUGCAGAGGGGGAUCCUCAUCCUGCUGCUGUCCUGCUUCCCCUGCUGGGCCGUAAUGCUCAACACGCAGCCCCUCCUGCUGGCCGUCGGCCAGAGUACCGACAUCGCCAGGCUCUCUCAGCUCUACGUCAACAUCUUCAUGCCGGCUUUACCCGCUGCCUUCAUGUACCAGCUGCAGGGGAGGUAUCUUCAGAAUCAGGGCAUCAUGUGGCCUCAGGUGAUAUCCGGAGCCGCCUGCAACGUUUUCAAUGCAAUCAUCAACUACGUCUUCCUGGGAGUGUUGGAGCUGGGGGUGGCUGGAUCGGCUGCCGCUAACGCCAUCUCGCAGUACUCCUUGAUGGUGUUUUUGUUCGUGUACAUGAACGCCAGGGGUCUUCACAAAGCCACGUGGGACGGUUGGUCGCUGGACAGCUUGCGUGAGUGGGGUCCCUUCCUGCGUCUGGCGGUGCCCAGCAUGCUGAUGAUGUGUCUGGAGUGGUGGCUCUACGAGAUCGCCAGCUUCCUGGCGGGUUUGAUCAGCGAGGUGGAGCUGGGAGCCGAGUCCAUCCUGUACCAGCUGGCCGUCAUGGUCUUUAUGUUCCCGACGGGCUUCUCCAUAGCAGCCAGCAUUUGCGUGGGGAACGCUCUUGGAGCCGGGAACACUGAGCGGGCCAAGCUCUGCGGGAAGGUGUCCGUCACCUGUGCGCUGGUGGUCUCGUGCUUCACUGGAGCAUUCCUUGCCAUAUCCCGCAACGUCAUCGCUUACAUUUUCACCACAGACAAGGACAUCGUGGCAAAGGUGGCAAAUGUUUUAAAGAUGUACAGCGUCAGCCACGUGGCUGACUCCUUGGCAGCCGUGAUGGGAGGAAUCGUCCGGGGUGCUGGGAAGCAAAUGGUGGGCGCGGCGUGCAGCUUGGUGGGCUACUACAUGGUGGGCUUCCCCAUCGGAGUGUCACUCAUGUUACCCGUCAACAUGGGCAUCUUCGGACUGUGGGCGGGUUUCCUCGUUUGCGUGGUCCUGCAAGCACUCUUCUACACCGUCUAUUUGUGCAAGCUCAACUGGAAAAAAGCCACGGUGGAGGCGCUGCUCCGCGCUGGAGUCCAUGUUAGACAACAAGACAAGAUAUUUGUCAUAGACAACACAGCAUGUGAACAGCAGAUGAGUACCCCUGCAUCCAAUCCUUUGAGUCCGGAACAAUCCGGGUCGGACGAAAAGGUCCCGCUGUCAAUCCGGCAACUAGUAUUACGCCACGGCCUAGCAGUACUUGUCAUGGUCGCCACGCUCGCCGCCGGAGUGUUUGUCAGCGAGCUGCUGGUCACGCUGCAAUUGGACUGA
Messenger RNA from Phycodurus eques (leafy seadragon), 1602 nucleotides. RefSeq names its product multidrug and toxin extrusion protein 1-like. Gene Ontology annotation, molecular function: xenobiotic transmembrane transporter activity; antiporter activity. Gene Ontology annotation, biological process: xenobiotic detoxification by transmembrane export across the plasma membrane. The record is from RefSeq and is a predicted model, not a curated record. NCBI's taxonomy places the organism in Eukaryota, Metazoa, Chordata, Actinopteri, Syngnathiformes, Syngnathidae. The transcript has 16 exons. The coding region runs from base 1 to 1602 and encodes 533 amino acids. Gene Ontology annotation, cellular component: membrane.